Meloidogyne enterolobii is the source of this 827-nucleotide messenger RNA. Lineage: Eukaryota; Metazoa; Nematoda; Chromadorea; Rhabditida; Meloidogynidae. The record is from the annotation of a GenBank genome assembly.
UUCAAAAAAAUUGAAAAAAGAAUGGAUAGAAGUAGAAGGGAUAAAAGAGGCUCUAAAAGAAGUAGAUGUUCUAGAUCUCCACAAGAAAGAUGAGAAUUUGAUGGAGUCGAAAGAUUCGAGAACGAAAUAAAAAGGAAUUUUUGAGUUCAAAAAAUAAAAAAGGAGAAAUUGAUAGUGGAGAAAUUGUUAAUUCUGCUGAAAAGCAUAGCGAACUAAUUCAUUUUACUUUGCCAAGUGAAAAUACUUCAACUUUGGACGCUACACGAUGUGAAAGGGCAAAUAGACAACUAAAUGUUUUACCAAAUGGAAAUCGUGUUUGGAAGGCAGAAUGUCUAAUUAUUUUUGCUCAAAAAGAGUUUGAUGUACUCAAGAAGAUAUACGAACAAGUUCCGGUAAAGAUUUUUUGGUUUAAUUAUUUUUAGGAUUUUAUUGAUUCUCAAUUAUUGAUUGAGUCCAAAAUUUUGACUUUUUUUGGGCUAACCUCCGCAGUUUUGGGCUAACCUUUGGGCUAACCUCCGCAGUAAAAAGGGCUAACCUCCGCAGUAAUGACGAUGGUCAUUUUGUGAGUUGGAUGGGAGUCAGGUUUUCCUCUGUCCGGACUCAUUCCAAGAUUUCCAUCUCCCGUUUUGUUUCUUUCCAUCUUUCCCUCCAACAUCACUCAUACCAUCCCUUUAAACUUUUUUUAAUUUAAAUAUAGAAUGGACACAACCUCAACUAAUAUCCCCAGCACUAAAUCUGUAGAUGAAGAUCCUUUGGACGCUUACAUGGCAGAAUUUCACAAAAAGCGAGAGUUGGAGCAGAGAACAAAAAAGCUCGUUUUGUUGUGA